AUGUCUGCGACGAACCAGAAUAAGAACAAUAUGGGUCUCCUCCACAACAAGACCGUCCACCUCGCGCUGCGGGCAGUUCAAGGUGUAUUCGCCAUCAUCGUUCUGGGACUUGCCGGCUACGUGGCGCAUUGGUGGAAUGGUUAUUGGAAUGCCUCCAGUCCGAGCGAGAUCAACUUCCUCAUCUUCUGUGCAGUCUGGACACUUCUCGUGCUCAUCUACUUUGUCUUGGCUGGCACGACUUCGGGUGCAAGAGUUCACCAUCCCUAUGCAGUCUUGGGUCUAGACGCAAUCACGAUGAUCUUCUGGUUCGCUGGCUUCAUCGCUGUCGCCGUGUUUGUCCAUAACAGAGGGUGUUUUGGAGGCGUCUGUCGCGCAGCAAAGGCGGCAGCUGUCUUUGGUGCUUUCGAGUGGCUUUUGUUUGCAAUCACAACGGCGAUCUCAGCGCUUGCACUUCGCGGACAUAAGGCGGGACCAGUUGCAACAGUCUAA
This is a messenger RNA of Ramularia collo-cygni, 489 nucleotides long. RefSeq lists its product as uncharacterized. NCBI's taxonomy places the organism in Eukaryota, Fungi, Ascomycota, Dothideomycetes, Mycosphaerellales, Mycosphaerellaceae. Gene Ontology annotation, cellular component: membrane. The record is from RefSeq and is a predicted model, not a curated record. Bases 1 to 489 code for a protein of 162 amino acids. The transcript is spliced from 3 exons.